AUGUCUGCAGUUUGCAUCCUGGCCCUUAUUCCCCUCGUGAGGCUUCACGACCUCUCGAUCGCGGAGCUGGCCCUUCGUGUCGGAGGGUCCAAGACAGGCCUUUUGAACGCGAGCAUGAGUAACUUCAUCGAAAUCGUCGUCGCGAUUUCUGCUCUCCGAAAAUGCGAAUUGCGCGUCGUUCAAUCAUCGUUGGUGGGAUCGAUCCUGAGUAAACUUCUUCUUGUCCUUGGUCUAUGCUUUUUCGCCGGCGGGAUCAAGUUCUCUGAACAAGGUUUUGAUCCAACUGCGACCCAAAUCCAUUCCUCGUUGCUCAGUAUCAGUGUGGGGGUUCUGCUCCUCCCUGCCGCAUACCAUUUUACCCUUAGUCUUGAGGGUGAGGAUGCGGAGCAUCAAAAGCGAGACAUACUGAGAAUGAGCCACGGAGUCUCUAUCGUUUUGCUAUUCAUUUACAUCUCAUAUAUGGCGUUCCAAUUGUGGUCUCAUAGCCACUUGUACAGCGACCGCCAUAACAAGAAAAGCGCACGGCUCCCUGCGACCCAGAACAUUACGACAGAGAAGGCGGCGGCUUUUUUGAACAAAUCACGCACCAACUUUCGCAACUAUACCAAGUUACAGGAGGCGACGUCAAGCUCAUUCCAAUCGCCGACCAUAAACUCGUAUCCCCCUCCGCGAUCCGGGGGAUCUUCUGGAACGAGGCCCAUGUAUGGCCAACAACGCAGCUUUUCUACCACCUCAAUGGAUGAUACCGGGUCUCGAAUGGCGUUCGGGAGACCGACACUUCGAUUGGUUGACCAACCGAAUGAACAGAGCACCGACUCCACUUUGCCGUUAAGUAUGCCUGGGACUCCCACUACCCUAGUCUCCGCCAGCGCUUCGGGAGAGACACUUGCCGAGUUGUAUGAAUCUCUCCCUUCAUAUCAGCAGCCUGAAGGCACGGCCCGUGACGAGAUGGUCAAGCCUCCCAAGCAGCCCAAACUUAGCUGGUUCUUGACCGUUUUUCUAUUGUUGACUGUGACGAUGGCCAUAGCUAUCACUGCGGAUUGGUUCGUGGAAUCCAUGGACGGAAUCUCAGCACAUGUCAGCAAAGAUUGGGUCGCCUUGAUCGUCCUUCCCCUCAUUAGCUCUGUGGCAGAAUGUAUCACUUCUAUGAGAGUGUCUGUGAAAGACGAACUAAGCUUCAGCGUUGCUGUGGCUAUCGGGUCUACCAUCCAAACUGCAUUGUUUGUAAUCCCGUUCAUGGUAUUGUUGGCUUGGGUGGUCAACAAACCGCUGACAUUGUUGAUGGACCCAUUUCAAUCUCUCGUUUUAUAUCUGUCAGUUCAAACUACAAGUUACGUUGUUGCGGACGGUAAGUCUAACUGGUUGGAAGGCAUGAUUCUCAUUUCUCUGUAUAUCAUCAUCGCGGUUGCAUUUUGGUUUUAUCCCGGCUCGGUUCCCCUCAACUUCCUCGUCAGCUGCAUGGUUGCCGAAACCUAGGAUUACCUCCGCAGGCAAAUCACAUACCCACAUUCUCCAUCUACAACUUCACUCCUCCCUACUCUAGAUACAAGAUACGAGGCAUCGAACUUUAGUUCAUGGGCAUGACAUUUUUUGUGAACCAAUCGAACGAUUCUCUGCUA
Coprinopsis cinerea okayama7#130 is the source of this 1619-nucleotide messenger RNA. RefSeq lists its product as hypothetical. NCBI's taxonomy places the organism in Eukaryota, Fungi, Basidiomycota, Agaricomycetes, Agaricales, Psathyrellaceae. The transcript has 18 exons. The record is from RefSeq and is a predicted model, not a curated record. Gene Ontology annotation, cellular component: fungal-type vacuole membrane. Gene Ontology annotation, molecular function: calcium:proton antiporter activity. Bases 1 to 1476 code for a protein of 491 amino acids. Gene Ontology annotation, biological process: intracellular calcium ion homeostasis; calcium ion transmembrane transport.